AUGGGCAACUCUUAAAAAAAUGAUGAAAAGUUAAUCUCCACUGUUUGGUUAGGUGUAAAUGUAAAAAGCAAAUCCUAAGAUAGGAUGAUUGGACAUCUAUAAUGAAAGAGAAAUUAUCUCGCAUUUCUGAAGAAUGGUCUGUUCCUUUAAUAAAAUGUUUGGAUAGAUUUGUUUAAAAGGAAUAGAAAAAUUUUAGACAUAAAAUGAAACUAAUUUGUAUUUCUGUAUCAUAUUAAUAGUAACAAAGACUAUGAAAGAUGAAUAAUACGAUAAGCUAUUCCAAUAAAGUUUUGUGUUUUUGUAAUUUCAUUUCAAUUUAUUAUGAUGUUUAUAGAAAAAAUAAUGAAUAUCUUCGUCAAGAUUUUUAAUCAAGUACCGGAAUAUCUGAUCUUACAAUUUCCACAAAUUAUAAUUCAAGUAUUUUAUUAAAACAUAUCAUAGUUGGUAAAAUCAAUGAGAGUUAAUCAAUAUCAUCUAAAAUCUUAGAUAGUAUGUAUCCAGAAAAUCAAAAUUCUUAAUUAUAAUAAUUCUAUGUGUUUUUAUCUUGUAUUAAUGAUGUACUAAGUAAUUAAAAACAUCCAUUUAUUUAUAUCAUGAAUUUUUUUAAAGAAUGGGCAUCAAAUUAAUUAAUAAGAAUGAAAGAUCCUUAAAAUACUAUACAUUAAUUAAAAUUAAAACUUUAAAAAUUUUAGAUCUCAUCAGAUAUAUUUUUGCAUUUUCUAAUUUUUUCUUUGAAUGAAUAUUUAGGAGAUUUUGGUGAUGAUAUCAAUGAAGAUGGACCCUAUAAAUACAUAAAAGAUAAAUAAAAUUAUUUUAAUUUAUUUUUAGAACAUGUAAAAUUUACAACUUAUAUAUUAGACAUUUGAUGAUACAUUAACAUCUCAUUUAAUGGAUGUGCUUAAUUACUUACACAAAAAUAACAAUAAUAAUUUUAUUUAAAAAAUCAAACAUAUAAGAUCAAAACCUGAUUUUUUUGAGAUUCCUAAAAAAUAUUAAACAUAAGAAAAACCUUUCAUUUAAGAAAUAUCUUGUUUAAAUGAAGCCCAAUAAUUAAAACGUCCUGCUACAAUAUUUUGCUGUUUUACAAAAACAUAUUUGAUGAUCAAGGAUCGCUUGACAAGAUCUGCCUCUAAUUUUUUGUUUUUCUAAGUAACUAAUUUUGUAAUUGUGCAUUCUAAUAUACAAAAUUUUUAUGCGCUAUUACAUUUACUAGAAAUUUUCUAUAGUAAUUCAAUUAUUUUACUUAAAUAUAAUUAAUCCUUGGAAUUCAUUUAAAAUAUUAUUAUUUCUUGA
This is a messenger RNA of Paramecium primaurelia, 1293 nucleotides long. The record is from the annotation of a GenBank genome assembly. Lineage: Eukaryota; Ciliophora; Oligohymenophorea; Peniculida; Parameciidae.